AUGUACAACUCUCAUCGCGGCAUCCCACCUGGGCCGCCACCACAGCCGCCGAACCGUGUGGCCGAGCUGCUUGACCAAGUGCGCGCAGAGUUCGAUGCUCAACUUGGUCGUACCAGUGAUACGGAACAUCAUCUCAAUGGCCAAAUCACCGAAAUGGAGAUGGUCAAGAACAAAGUCGCUCAGCUUGAGCACCAGCACAUUCAAAUGAAGACAAGGUAUGAGGACGAAAUUCGUCACCUCCGCAAUGAGUUGGAAGCACGAGGCGGGUCAUUGCAGAACUUGCACGCAUCACAAUCACAGCAACCUCCACCACCAUCAAUUGGUCAUGGCCCAGCCAACCUGUUCCAGGGCAUCAUGGCGGGCGGUCAAGGAGGUCCGGGUCUGGCACCGCCUCCCACACACCAAGGACAGCCCGGCAUGCCGGACCACAUGCAACAAGGUGCGCCUGGAUUGAACCACCCUCCCGGUCCGCCACUUAAUCCGUUCGCAUACGGCGGCCAGCAAGGACCUGGUGGCGGAAUGAAUGGCUACCAACAACCCCCACCGCCAGGACCGCCAUCACCAGGUCCCAAGCCACGGAUCCCCGGCGCAAACCUACGUGGACCCGCCACGCCUUCACAAAACCCACCAAUGCCGUAUCCUGGCUCUCCUGGCGUUGCACGGCCAACACCUCCUCCCGCGCAAAGACAUCCCAAUGGGAAUGCGCAUCAGCACGAGCCGGGCAUCCAAUACACUAUAACACAGACCGAUGAGAUCGGCAACCAACUCUCGGAGUAUGACCCUGAUAAGCUGCCUUCGAACCUGAAGAGGCACGGCGAGGAUUGGUACGCUGUCUUCAACCCACGCACGCGCCGUCAAUUGGACGUCGACCUGGUGCACAACUUGAACCACUCCAGUGUGGUGUGCUGUGUGCGCUUCAGCGCGGAUGGUCGCUAUGUGGCCACUGGUUGCAACCGCUCAGCUCAGAUCUUCGACGUCACGACCGGACAGCAGGUCUGCCAUUUGUCGGAGCCGAAUGCCAAUCCCGAGGGCGAUUUGUACAUUCGCAGUGUUUGCUUCAGUCCCAACGGACAGAUGUUGGCCACUGGCGCUGAAGACAAGAUCAUUCGGGUCUGGGAUAUUGCCACGAAGCAGAUCCGACAUCAAUUCUCUGGCCACGAGCAGGACAUUUACUCUCUGGACUUCGCCUCGGACGGUCGAUACAUCGCUUCGGGCUCUGGCGACCGGACCAUUCGUCUCUGGGACCUGCAAGACAAUGCCAACAUCUUCACGCUGACGAUCGAAGAUGGGGUGACCACCGUCGCCAUGUCGCCCGACGGCCGUUACGUCGCCGCGGGAUCCCUGGACAAGUGCGUGCGCAUCUGGGACACUCAGACCGGAAGCAUGGUGGAGCGUACAGAAGGCGACUCGGGCCACGCGGACAGUGUCUACUCGGUCGCGUUCAGCCCUCGUGGCGAUGUCCUCGUGUCAGGAUCUCUCGACAAGACGAUCCGAAUGUGGCGAUUCCAACACCGUGGCUACCCGCCGCAGGACGGCCGUCCUCCAACCCUCAUGCGCGGAGACUGCAUCCGCAUUUUCGAGGGUCACAAGGACUUUGUGCUGUCUGUUGCACUCUCGCCUGAUGGAAAAUGGGUCAUGUCUGGCAGCAAAGAUCGCGGGGUGCAGUUCUGGGACCCUGAGACGGGUGAUGCGCAGCUCAUGUUGCAGGGACACAAGAACUCCGUCAUCUCCGUCGCGCCGUCACCCAAGGUCGGACUCUUCGCCACCGGAUCCGGUGACAUGAAAGCCCGUAUCUGGCGUUACACGCCCUACAACGGCCCUUAG
Messenger RNA from Dissoconium aciculare CBS 342.82, 1824 nucleotides. RefSeq names its product transcriptional repressor TUP1. Lineage: Eukaryota; Fungi; Ascomycota; Dothideomycetes; Mycosphaerellales; Dissoconiaceae. Gene Ontology annotation, molecular function: protein binding. Bases 1 to 1824 code for a protein of 607 amino acids. The transcript is spliced from 5 exons. The record is from RefSeq and is a predicted model, not a curated record.